Molecule: messenger RNA, 1177 nt
Organism: Cajanus cajan (pigeon pea)
Lineage: Eukaryota; Viridiplantae; Streptophyta; Magnoliopsida; Fabales; Fabaceae
Source: RefSeq, a predicted model, not a curated record
UUGAAAUGAUGCAAUUUGUUCUCCCCUCAGCUUCACUGAAACUGCUUGCAAACAUAAAAUUUAAACAGAUCCUCCUGCUCCCGCAUUCCAAUUUCUAACCCUCGUACCAACAUUCCUCUUCUUUUCCAAUGGCUCCGAGACGACGCUCUAUCAAGAAAGGCGAAACGCGAAUGGACGCAGCCCUCGACGCCAUGGAGCCCUUCGGCUUCUCUCGCAACCUCAUCCAAAGCACCGUUCACACCCUCCUCAAAGUUUAUGGGGGCAGCACCGAAGGCUGGGUCUUCAUCGAAGACUCUGGUUACGCUCUCCUUAUCGACACGCUUCUUGAGAAACAAGCCAAUUCUUCACCCCGGGAUAAUAUGAUAGAGGCUAAUCCAGGAGAUGGUCCCGAUGAGGUAACACCUGCCCGAUGCUCAGAAAGUGCCCUUAUGCCUUGCUUUAAAACACAAAUUUCUGAUGAUACACCAUUAACUAAUCAGGCCAUGGACACUGCAUCGGCAGCCAGUGAAAGUGAUUAUGAACUUUCCAGCAACGGUGUGUAUACUGUAUCAGCAGCAACAAGUGAACUUGGUACUGAACUCCCCAGCAAGGGUGUGGAAACUGUAUCAGCAACAAGUGAACUUGGUAGUCUACUUCCCCUCAAGUCUGUAGACAUUUCAUCAGUAACCAGUGACCUUGGUAGUUAACCUUUUAUCAAGGCUGCCAUCAAAGAAGAAAAAGAAUAUGAGUGUCAUUCAGCAUGAAAUUUGUCUUUGGUCGAAAACCAUGGAUCAAAGUCCCAACAACUAGUGACGAAGCGUAGUCACCGUAAGCGUAAACCCUGCUAUGGCUGGAUUAGUGAUGACGACGAAGAGCUAAUAGUUUUACCUCUCGCUCCGCUGUCAAUUGCAUUUACACCUUAAAGAAAAAGGGGUAAAUUAGUGUAAAAUCAGGAUCGGGUGUUACAUAUAGGUAGUAGAAGAGGACUACCCUCUUCUAAAAUGAAGAAUAUAAUUUUAGUCGUUGAUAUUAAAGUAAUUAUGUUCAUCUAAAACAGCACAGGGUAUUGCGUAUAUGUUGAAGAAGAGUUGACCUGACAGGGGAUGAGCUAGUCCACAUUGGUAGUUUUAUUUUUGGGUGAAUACUAAAUACAUUAUACAAGUUAUAUGAUAUAAGAUUCACAUACUUGAGUUGACAA